Messenger RNA from Populus trichocarpa (black cottonwood), 3547 nucleotides. Its product is annotated as homeobox-leucine zipper protein ATHB-14. The record is from RefSeq and is a predicted model, not a curated record. NCBI's taxonomy places the organism in Eukaryota, Viridiplantae, Streptophyta, Magnoliopsida, Malpighiales, Salicaceae. Gene Ontology annotation, molecular function: DNA binding; DNA-binding transcription factor activity; lipid binding. The transcript is spliced from 18 exons. Bases 822 to 3356 code for a protein of 844 amino acids.
AUGGACAGAGAAAAGAGAGAGAAUUAAAACAAGAGCACGGCAUAACCCCAUUUUAGUUUUUUGCUUUCACAAUCGUUGAAUAAAAAAACAAACCCUCUCUGCAGUAUCUGUGUGCCUCUCAGAAGAAAGGCAUGACCAACUAAGAUUUUCCUCUUUUGCCUAGUAAAAUAUACGGAGGAGUAUAAUAGUAGGAGUAGGGUAGCUGUAGUGGUAAUCAAUAAAAUCCGGCUUGACCUGCCAUUUCUCUUGCCAUUUCUCCUGUGCUUGUCUCUCUCCUUGCUUUCUCUAUCAUAUAAACAAAAGCACAAAAUCCCUCUCUCUCUCUCUCUUCUUCAAUUCAAUUCAAAGCCCCGGGUUGUUUUGUUUUGAUUUUUAUUUUUAACAACAGCAAAAACCGAAGUAUAGAAUCUCGAGAUUGGCGUCUAAGAUAAAAAGUCCACAACAGCUUCCUCCCCUUACCCCCUCUAUCUCCUGCUCUACUACUGCUGCUAUUACACUUUGGUUUCUGAAAGAUACAGUAGUUACUAAGAGAGCAAACGAAACCAAUCCACAACACUUUCUCUGUGUCUGAUGAACGAGAGAGGUGGCUCUCUUGGAGGAGAGAGCCUGCCUGUGGAAACCAACACUAACACGACUACUACUUCCACCACCAACAUUGAAGAAGACACACAAGAACCAAACCAAAUACUCUCCCUUUUUCAUUAAGGGGACAAAAAAGAUACCCCCCUCUCAUUUAAUUUGUUGUUGUUGUUAAGCAUUUCAAAACAGCACCUGGGUGGUCGGUGUUGGUUUUCUUUUAUUAGGUGUUUUUGUUGAUUUUUAUGGCGCUUUCUAUACACAGUAAGGACAAGCACAUGGAUUCAAGUAAGUAUGUGAGGUAUACACCUGAGCAAGUUGAGGCAUUGGAGAGGGUGUAUACAGAAUGUCCUAAGCCUAGUUCUUUGAGAAGACAACAACUUAUUAGAGAGUGUCCUAUUCUCUCUAACAUUGAGCCCAAACAGAUCAAAGUCUGGUUUCAAAACCGCAGAUGUCGUGAAAAACAGAGAAAGGAAGCUUCUCGUCUCCAGACAGUGAAUAGAAAGCUGACUGCCAUGAACAAACUGUUGAUGGAAGAGAAUGACCGUUUGCAGAAGCAAGUCUCCCAUUUGGUUUAUGAAAAUGGGUUCAUGCGCCAACAAAUUCAGACCGCUUCGGCAACGACCACAGACAAUAGCUGUGAGUCUGUGGUCAUGAGUGGUCAGCACCAACAACAGCAAAACCCAACACCUCAGCAACCCCAAAGGGAUGCUAACAACCCAGCUGGUCUUCUCGCAAUAGCUGAGGAGACCCUGGCAGAGUUCCUUUCCAAGGCUACUGGAACUGCUGUCGACUGGGUCCAGAUGAUUGGUAUGAAGCCUGGUCCGGAUUCUAUUGGAAUUGUUGCUGUUUCCCGCAACUGUAGUGGGGUAGCAGCACGAGCCUGCGGCCUUGUGAGCCUGGAGCCCACAAAGGUUGCUGAAAUCCUCAAAGAUCGUCCAUCUUGGUUUCGCGACUGCCGUUGCCUUGACAUAUUGAGUGUGAUUCCUACAGGAAGUGGAGGGACAAUUGAGCUGAUAUACAUGCAGACUUACGCACCAACAACAUUGGCUGCAGCACGUGACUUUUGGACACUAAGAUAUACUACAACCUUGGAAGAUGGAAGUCUUGUUAUAUGUGAGAGGUCAUUGACUUCUUCUACUGGUGGCCCAACAGGACCUCCUCCUUCAAGCUUCAUAAGAGCUGAAAUGCUUCCCAGUGGCUAUCUAAUUCGACCAUGUGAGGGCAGUGGCUCCAUCAUUCACAUUGUUGAUCAUGUUGAUUUAGAUGUUUGGAGUGUUCCUGAAGUUCUGAGGCCACUUUAUGAAUCAUCCAAAAUUCUUGCUCAGAAAAUGACCAUGGCGGCCUUGCGGCACAUAAGACAAAUUGCUCAAGAGACUAGUGGGGAAAUUCAGUAUGGAGGGGGCCGCCAGCCUGCUGUUCUAAGGACAUUUAGUCAGAGGCUCUGCAGGGGGUUCAAUGAUGCUGUGAAUGGGUUCACAGAUGAUGGUUGGUCACUUCUGGGCAGUGAUGGUGGGGAUGAUGUGACCAUUGUCAUAAAUUCAUCUCCAAAUAAAUUUCUAGGAUCUCAAUACAAUGCAUCUAUGUUUCCUACAUUUGGAGGAGGGGUGCUGUGCGCGAAGGCAUCGAUGUUGCUGCAGAAUGUUCCUCCUGCUUUGCUUGUUCGUUUUUUGAGAGAACAUCGUUCUGAGUGGGCUGACUACGGGGUUGAUGCCUACUCUGCUGCAUGUCUUAAAGCAAGUCCUUAUGCAGUUCCUUGUGCCAGACCUGGUGGCUUCCCUAGUAGCCAGGUCAUUUUACCUCUUGCGCAUACCAUGGAGCAUGAGGAGUUCUUGGAGGUAGUUCGGCUGGAGGGUCAUGCAUUCUCCCCAGAAGAUGUAGCAUUGGCUCGGGAUAUGUACUUGUUGCAGCUAUGCAGUGGAGUUGAUGAAAAUGCUGUUGGUGCUUGUGCUCAGCUUGUCUUUGCGCCUAUUGAUGAAUCCUUUGCUGAUGAUGCACCAUUGCUGUCAUCUGGAUUUCGUGUCAUACCUUUGGAUCCUAAAACAGAUGCACCUGCUACGACUCGCACUUUAGAUUUAGCCUCUACACUUGAAGUAGGACCUGGUGGCACACGUCCAGCUAGUGAGGCUGACACCAACAGUUAUAACCUUAGGUCAGUCCUGACAAUCGCGUUCCAAUUUUCAUUUGAGAACCACAUGCGAGACAAUGUGGCUGCUAUGGCUCGCCAAUAUGUUCGUGGUGUUGUGGGGUCUGUUCAGAGGGUUGCAAUGGCAAUUGCUCCUUCCAGGCUCAGCUCCAAUGUGGGGCCAAAGACCCUUCCUGGCUCUCCUGAGGCUCUUACUUUGGCACAAUGGAUAUGCCGAAGCUACAGGAUCCAUACUGGAGGAGAACUAUUUCGGGUUGACUCCCAAGCUGGCGAUGCUUUGCUGAAGCAGCUGUGGCACCAUUCAGAUGCAAUUAUGUGCUGCUCCUUGAAAACAAAUGCAUCUCCAGUUUUCACUUUUGCAAACCAGGCCGGACUUGAUAUGCUUGAAACUACUCUUGUGGCCCUUCAAGAUAUUAUGCUUGACAAGAUCCUUGAUGAAGCAGGACGGAAGAUUCUCUGCUCUGAGUUCUCUAAGAUAACGCAACAGGGAUUUGCUUAUCUGCCAGCCGGAAUAUGUGUAUCCAGCAUGGGGAGGCCAGUCUCCUACGAGCAGGCGGUUGCAUGGAAAGUUCUCAAUGAUGAUGAUUCCAACCACUGCCUGGCCUUCAUGUUCAUGAACUGGUCCUUUGUCUAAUGGCUGAGAAAGAUGUUUAGAGACCUUGGCUAUCUAUUGAAUAGUUACUAUCUAUUUAAGUUAUAAUUCCCUUCUUGUUAGUCUCCCAAGACCCCCAUGACUAUAUGUGGAAUAUGAAAUGUAAGUGAAGGCAGAAUAUCAUGAAUGCUUUUGUCUAUAUGUGAUGCUGAUGUGCGCUUGUCCUUGUCAAA